Molecule: messenger RNA, 873 nt
Organism: Brassica oleracea var. oleracea
Lineage: Eukaryota; Viridiplantae; Streptophyta; Magnoliopsida; Brassicales; Brassicaceae
Exons: 1
Coding region: 1-873 (290 amino acids)
Source: RefSeq, a predicted model, not a curated record
AUGGGGCGCUUGUCUUAUUUCUUGGGGAUUAAGGUUGACUACAACGACUCAGGAGUGUUGCUAACGCAACAGCACUAUGCAAUGGAGAUCAUUGAAAGAGCAGGUAUGAAGGAUUGCAAACCUCUUUCCCCAGUCGACGUGAACUCAAAACUCUCACUGGAAGAUGGCGAGUUAUUAAAGAACCCGACAGAAUACAGGAAACUUGCGGGAGCCUUGCAAUAUUUCACAUUGACAAGACCAGAUAUCACAUAUGCGGUUCAACAAAUUUGUUUAUUCAUGCAUGCUCCAAGACAAAGCCACUACAAUGCGCUAAAGAGAAUCAUACGAUACAUACAAGGUACAAAGAGUCAUGGAAUACAUAUUUACAAAUCGAAAAAAAACUCUGUCACUGCCUAUUCCGACGCGGAUUGGGCUGGAUGCCCUGAUACAAGGCGAUCAACGUCGGGUUACUGUAUGUACCUUAGCGAUAACCUCAUCUCUUGGUCGUCAAAGCGUCAACAGACAGUCCCCAGGUCAAGCGCUGAGGCAGAAAACAGGGGAGUUGCAAACGCAGUAGCUGAAACUUGCUGGAUACGGAACCUUCUUCUCGAGCUGCAUCUUCCGAUCAAGCAAGCAACCUUAGUCUUCUGCGAUAAAAUCAGUGCAGUCUACAUGUCUUCCAAUCCCGUCCAGCAUCAAAGAACCAAACAUGUUGAAAUCAGUCUCCAUUUUGUCCGAGAAAAAGUCGCACUUGGUCAGGUUAAGGUUCUUCAUGUCCCAACAGCCUUCCAAUAUGCUGAUAUUUUCACCAAAGGAUUGCCAUCGUCACUCUUCAUAUCCUUCAAGAACAGCUUAAACGUCAGAGACUCCGACAUUCGCACUGCAGGAGGGUGA